This is a messenger RNA of Tigriopus californicus, 1069 nucleotides long. RefSeq names its product non-homologous end-joining factor 1-like. Gene Ontology annotation, biological process: double-strand break repair via nonhomologous end joining. The transcript has 2 exons. The coding region runs from base 148 to 1002 and encodes 284 amino acids. Lineage: Eukaryota; Metazoa; Arthropoda; Copepoda; Harpacticoida; Harpacticidae. Gene Ontology annotation, molecular function: DNA end binding. The record is from RefSeq and is a predicted model, not a curated record. Gene Ontology annotation, cellular component: DNA ligase IV complex; nucleus.
CUGUGCUGUGUGGUCCACAAUCCACAUGCCUUCAAAACAUCAAGUAUCCGGAUCAAGCCAGGAUAUCAGCCUGAUCCAAGCACACGUUGAAAGAAAGCUUUUCAAACCAGGUCACGUCAUCAUCCUCAACUCGUAUUAGUCCUGACCAUGAAGUUCCAAUGGCAUCCAUUGGGAUCGUCGAGACGGGUGUUUUGUAUGAAUGAGCACAAGGAUGAUGAACACUUUGAGUUCUUAAUGACGGAUGGGAAAACGUGCUUCAAGGAAACGCUGACGGCCGAAGAGGUCCGAUCUCGAAAUGGCCGUCUCAAUCCCGCCGUCGAAGCCUCGGCUGGGGAUUUGAUCCCGGAGAUUGUGCAAAUCUUGUCCAAGAACACAACCUCGCUGGACUUACUACCCUCCGAGCUUCUUCAACGGGAUGAUGAUGAGGAUGGUAUUGAUCCAGUAUUAAAGAUCCGCGGCAAGUUGUACAACUAUGAUUUUCAAUGGCAUUUCGACUUGACAGCCAUGGGCGCGGAGGAGCUCUUUGAGAUUCUAUCGUCCAGUCUCUUGAAUGUUCUCUCGGCCAUGUUCGCAAGACAAGACUUCCUGGUGGAUCUCUUGAAGAAGAAAGACCUCGAGAUUUUUGAUUACUCUCAAUCGGGAGCCACUUUAUCGCGCAAUUCUUUAAAAACGGAAAAAUUUGACCUCGCCCAUUUGAAGGAAACUGCUUUGCCCUCAACUCCCAGCUCUUUAUCUCUUUUGACUACGGAGCCAUUCCACGAUAUUCAAAAAUGUAUUGAACUGUCCGAAUCCCAUGCCGAUCAGUCCAGUGAUCCCAACCCGUCACCCAAGAUCCGGAUCAGAGGCGAAAAGGUCGGUCAAUGGAAGUACAACGACUCUGAGUCCGACUCGGACGACCACAACGCCUCAGUCAGUUCUAAACGACGCCGACCUCAACCUACCUCGGCACCUGUCAAAGUGUCUGCUAAAGCUAGUCUAGCGAAGAAACUGAAGAAAAUAUAGCGCAACUCUUGUUAUUUCCAAAUCAUGUCAGGCAAAAAAAAAAUGUAUAUACAAAGAUAAAUGUACC